Nematolebias whitei (Rio pearlfish) is the source of this 4934-nucleotide messenger RNA. RefSeq names its product mitogen-activated protein kinase 8 interacting protein 3 (gene mapk8ip3). Gene Ontology annotation, molecular function: MAP kinase scaffold activity; kinesin binding; signaling receptor complex adaptor activity. The record is from RefSeq and is a predicted model, not a curated record. Gene Ontology annotation, biological process: vesicle-mediated transport. Gene Ontology annotation, cellular component: cytoplasm. NCBI's taxonomy places the organism in Eukaryota, Metazoa, Chordata, Actinopteri, Cyprinodontiformes, Rivulidae.
CUGGCUCCUCCAUCCUGAACAGCAGGGAGAGAGAGCCUCUCCCAAAGGGAGACAUCACCCUCACCGCCCGAGUUCACCCAGGCGACCCCGCGGAAGAGGAGGACUAAAACAUGGAGGAGCCGGUGUUUUAGGAGGUGGAUCGAAAGCCGGGAUUAUUUAUUUACCUGUUUGUUUGUUUAUUGAUUUAUCUCCUCUGCCAGUAAUGGCAGGGCUCCAUGGCUGCGGCUGCUGAAGGCAGCAGGUGCAACAUCACCAUCGACCGAGGCGUGUAGCUCCCUCGGCAUGGACGGCCGAACCGCAGGCUGGGUCAGAACACAUCCGCCGGUACCGGAGGAGCGAUAAGGGCCGCUUCUGUGGGGGGGUGAAGUCAGCCUGGUGUUAUUAGCGGUGGUGGAUCCACUGGGCCCCUCUGUAAUCUGAAACAGAAGCCCGGAGCCCGUCUGGAGCUGAAGGUUAUGCGCACACAGCGGCGCGCUGUUUCUGGCGCAUCUGCGUAAAAGACGCUAACUCGUGUGAUUCGCGCCUGGUGCUGAUCCGGUUCGAACACCGCGACGCUCUCGCCCACACCAGGCCCUGGAAAACAAGGUGAUCGGGCACGAGCAGGACCCUCCCCGGAUCCGGCCGCCACGAUGAUGGAGAUAGACGAGGUGGUCUACCAGGACGACUACGGCUCCGGCACCGUGAUGUCGGAGCGCGUGUCGGGCCUGGCCAACGGGAUCUACCGGGAGUUCGAGCGGCUCAUCCACAGCUACGACGAGGAGGUGGUGAAGGAGCUGAUGCCGCUGGUGGUGAACGUCCUGGAGAACCUGGACGCGGUGCUCACGGAGAACCAGGAGCACGAGGUGGAGCUGGAGCUGCUGAAGGAGGACAACGAGCAGCUCAUCACGCAGUACGAGCGAAAUUCAUUGAGUUUGAGGACAUGCUGGAAGCUGAGAAGAAGGAGCUGCAGAUCCAAGUGGAGGUUCUGGAGCUGCAGGGGAAGCAGUUGGAGCUCAAGGCCAAAAACUACUCUGACCAGAUCACUCGGCUGGAGGAGCGAGAAGCAGAGAUGAAGAAGGAGUACAACACUCUUCAUCAGCGUCACACAGAGAUGAUCCAGACCUACGUGGAGCACAUCGAGCGGUCCAAGCUGCAGCAGGCGGGCAGUAACAGCCAAUCAGAAGGCCCCGGCUGUGGACGAACUCAACGCCACACAUGGAGGAAAAGGCUGCCGCACCUGAAGGAAGACGGAUCCGAGUCGGACUCGGUGGCGGUGACGCCCAGCAGCACGGGAAGCAAGUCCAACACGCCCACCUCCUCCGUGCCCUCCGCCACCGUCACCCCCAUCAACGAGGGCUUCUUCCCGCAGUCCGACUUCGACGUGGUGCGCGCCGGGAACCGCAGGAAAAACGGCAAGCGUCUCAGCCGGAACAUGGAGGUGCAGGUUUCCCAGGAAACCAGGAACGUCAGCAUCGGGAUGGGGAGCAGCGACGAAUGGUCGGAAUUUCAGGAAAUCAUUGACUCCACACCUGAGCUGGAGAUGUGUGUGGAUCCUCGUGUGUACGGAGGAGGAAACAGCCCCUCUCAGGGCAUCGUCAACGAGGCUUUCGGCAUCAACACCGACUCUCUCUACCACGAGAUCAAAGACGCCAAAUCGGACAUCAUCGGGGACGUGGAUGCAGGAGCCGAGCUGUUAGGCGAGUUUUCAGUUCGAGAUGAUUUCUUCGGGAUGGGAAAGGAGGUGGAGAACCUGCUGACGGAGAACAAACAGCUUCUAGAAACCAAAAACGCUCUGAACAUUGUAAAAAACGACCUUAUUGCCAAAGUGGAUGAGCUGUCGAGUGAGCAGGAGGUGCUGAGGGAGGAGCUGGAGGCGGUGCGGCAGUCCAAGAACAAGGUGGACGCCAGAGUGAAGGAGCUGGAAGAGGAGCUCAAGAGGUUAAGAGCAGAAGCUCUUGGUGCGUCUCGGGACUCCAAGGAUGAAGGAGGCGACGAACUUUCGUCGCCCAUGCAGGACGGGGACAUGGCGAUGACCCAGCGGCGGCGGUUCACCCGGGUGGAGAUGGCCCGUGUGCUGAUGGAGAGGAACCAGUACAAAGAGAGGCUGAUGGAGCUGCAGGAGGCUGUGAGGUGGACGGAGAUGAUCCGAGCGUCCAGGGAGAGUCCUCCAAUCCAAGAGAAAAAGAAAUCCACCAUCUGGCAGUUCUUUGCCCGUCUCUUCAGCUCGUCCUCCAGCCCCCCGCCCGUCAAGCGUCCAUAUUACAGCGUCAACAUCCAUUACAAGUCUCCGUCUCCGGCGCUGACUCAGCGCCGCAGCCACACCAUGUGUCAGAUCUCCACCUCGAACCGCACGCUGGAGUUCUUCCCUGAAGAACUGGCCAGUAACGGUGUUGCGUCUCUCCUCAGUGACUCGGCGCUGCUGGCCCGCCGAGAGCAGCGGCGGGAACAGUACAGGCAGGUGCGCGAGCACAUGCGCCGCGACGACGGCAUCAUGCAGGCCUGUGGCUGGAGCGUGCCGUCUCGAUUCAAACAGACGGGUGGUCAGACGGACAGCGCUAAGGACAGCCCGCUGAAGAGACAACAGACCAGUGACAAAGAAGAUAACCGCAUGAAGAACGUUCCGGUCCCAGUGUACUGUCGCCCCCUGGUGGAGAAAGACCCCAACAGGAAGUUAUGGUGUGCAGCAGGAGUGGACCUGACAGGAUGGAGGGCCAGCAGCCAGGAGGUGGCAUCGACCAAAGCAUCGUCAGGCGUCAGCAACCCCCUGCAGGCUGAGGAGGACAAAAACGGCAAAAAGACCAACCACACGUCUCCUGAGAAGAAAAAGACAAAGGAGCUCCAGGAGACGGACAGCAUGAACAGCCGAGUGUGGAUCCUCACCAGCACCCACUCCGCCAGCAAGGUGGUCAUCAUCGACGCCAACCAGCCGGGUUCGCUCGUUGACCAGUUCAACGUCUGCAACGCUCACGUGCUCUGCAUCUCCAGUGUGCCGGCGGCGAGCGAGAGCGAUUAUCCAGCAGGAGAAAUCGUGUUGGAUCCGAGUGACGGUGGAGCUGGAGGUGGGGAGGACUCUGGAGGGGUGGAGGGAAUGUUGGCAGGCAUCACGCUCGUCGGCUGUGCCACAAACUGCAGCGUCGCCCGGAGCAAUUGCUCCUCCCGUACAGAUACACCCAUCAUAGAUAAAAGUCAAGCCCCCGCCGCUCCCCACUGCAACGGCAAGAUGCACCCCGCCCAAUCGGCUGAGGAAGCUACGGAGGCGACAGAAGUUCCCGAAACAACGCCCAACCACACAGAAAUGAGGUCCGGACCCCUGGGACCUUUUACGGAGCACGUCUUCACUGACCCUCAGCCUCGCCCGGCGGAUUCCUUCGAUAGGAGCACGGGCCAGUUCAAAGAAGACGCCUCUCAGCCCACAGAGUUAGAAGAUGGAGGGGAAGAGACUAAAAACUACACCAGCGUGGCCCCCACCAUGUGGCUCGGGGCCCAGAAUGGCUGGCUUUAUGUCCACUCAGCUGUGGGGAACUGGAAGAAGUGUCUCCACUCCAUCAAACUCAAAGACUCCGUGCUCAGUCUGGUGCACGUGAAAGGUCGGGUUCUGGUCGCGCUCGCCGAUGGAACGCUCGCCAUAUUUCAUAGAUCAGAAGAUGGUCAGUGGGAUCUGUCCAACUACCACCUCAUGGACCUCGGUCGGCCUCAUCACUCCAUCCGCUGCAUGGCUGUCGUCCACGAUAAGGUGUGGUGCGGCUACAAGAACAAGGUUCAUGUCAUUCAGCCCAAAAGCAUGCAGAUAGAGAAGUCCUUCGACGCCCACCCUCGCAGGGAGAGUCAGGUGCGGCAGCUGGCGUGGAUCGGCGACGGCGUGUGGGUGUCCAUCCGACUGGACUCCACGCUGCGUCUGUACCACGCGCACACACACCAGCACCUCCAGGACGUGGACAUCGAACCGUACGUCAGUAAAAUGUUGGGUACGGGCAAGCUGGGCUUCUCUUUUGUCCGGAUCACGGCCCUCCUCAUUGGUGGAAAUCGUCUCUGGGUGGGAACCGGAAACGGCGUGAUCAUCUCCAUCCCUCUGACAGAAACGGUGGUCCUUCACCGGGGUCAGCUCCUGGGUUUGAGGGCCAAUAAGGUGUCGCCUACGUCCUCCGGUGGCGUGAUCCACGUGUACGGCGACGACGGCUCUGAGAAGAGCAGCGGCAGCUUUAUCCCUUACUGCUCGAUGGCACAAGCCCAGCUGUGUUUCCACGGACACCGCGACGCCGUCAAGUUCUUCGUCUCUGUGCCGGGCAACGUGCUGGCCACCCUGAACGGCAGCGUUCUGGACAGCCCGUCAGAAGGACAGAGCUCCACAGCACCAACAGAGACGGAGGCGCAGAGCUUUCACAACGUGCUGGUGCUGAGCGGAGGAGAGGGAUACAUCGACUUCCGUAUAGGUGAUGGAGAGGAUGAUGAGACGGAGGAAGGAGAAAGCAGUGGCGAAGCUUCGCAGAUGAAACCUGCUUUGAGCAAAGCUGAGCGAAGCCACAUUAUAGUCUGGCAGGUGUCGUACGUGCCCGAAUGAUGCCUGAAACUGGCCUCUUUAAAAAGAAUCUCUUGAUUUUUAUUAAAGCUUCCAACCAUCCAAACCUUGUAAUAAUCCCGGGUCAUGUAAAAGUUUCCCUUUGGCUGUAAAACCCUCCGAGCCUUGCAUCAUUCCUUCUAUUAUACCCGUUCCUAUUACUGUAAAUGACUUUCUCUGAUCUAUUUAUCUGCCUGCCAUCUUAAGUCUGCUCCACACUGGAAAUUGUAACGAUCAUCAUAAGCCUUGUAAUCCAGCCUCAUGACUACCUCCCUCAUCUGCAGUGAUCUUACACUCGCCCUGCAGGCACACGUUUGCCUCCUUGUGUACUCAUUUGUUCUCCAUGGGCCCAAGAGUUGCACCUUUUCCAUAAGUUUAUCUGCAUCUGUUGGGUUCCCCC